GAUGAUCAGCCUGGGGGUAGGACGGGGAUCAGGGUUGGGCCAGUGGUGACCUCCCGUGUCCCUCACCAUAGGGCCGGCAGAUGAAAAGGGCAACAUGUGAAGAGCUUCCACCGGCCCGUGUUAGCAGCUAGUUUCUCGUUUCGGGUGUGAUUUUGUUCAGAAUGGUUUACUUACACAUGGACCAAAUCUUUAUUUAAACAGCUUGUGUUAAAUGGGAGAACCACAGCUGGCUGUGACUUACAAUGCUUACAAUUUUUUUUUUACCUAUUCAUCUGUCUAAUCCAGUUAAUAAACCUUUGUUCUUUGCCUGUUCUGUCUGCCUCAUAUUCUUCAGAACCAUAUCUCAUACGAAUGUACUAUAACGCCUAAAGCACUAAUGUUUUCCAUAUUCCGCUUGGGUGUGUUGGAAAUCUGAGCUAACUUCCUGAAGUUGGGGGGAAAACCACAGGCAUGUUUUGAAAAAUGGAAGGUUGAUUGCGGAAGUCCCCGGUUUGGAGACAGCUGCACUACCUGGCGGUCAUACGCCGUCAGCGCAGGAUGAAGUCCCGCACCGGGUCCUCAUGGACCGAGGAAGGUCCAGAUGGGUUCAUGGACCGGGGAGGGUCCGGAUGGGUUAAUGGGACAGCAUUCAGGAAGUAGGCCUCACUUACAUGUUUAAUUAAAGUUAAUUCUGUGUUAUUUGUUAUUUAGCAUUUUAAGUUAUCCAAUCAUUUAAGAUAGGCAUGCAAUUAAGUAGCCUUGUUUUUUACGCAAAACACAAUUCAUUUGGACUAAAUGUUGAUCAUAACAAAAAGCAUUAAUGUGGAUGUUCACCAUUUGAUAUUUAGUAGGAGUCUCCUUUGCUUCGAAAGGCCGUCCCCGUUCAGAGGAGUCAUCUGAGCCAGCUGUCAGGCACGGUGCGACCAUAACCAUUUAGGGACAUGUCCUUUCUAGAAUGCUCUGGGUUCCUCCGAACCGAAAGAAAUGGAGAAGUAAGACACAGUAACAUACAGCAGGACAUCCGCUUUCCUCUCAGUGGUAGCAGCCGGCAAAUGGCCAUUUGAAAACCACUUUACUGACUUUCGCUGAAUCCCAAUUGUUAUGAAUAUGAUAUUUAAAAUGUCUGAUUAGGAGCUUCCGAUAACAAUACUUUAUUCCGUGAAAAAUAACAAAGAAAACAAACUUAAAGAUUGUUACUGCGCAAAGCCAGCGGACGACGAAUCUCUCGAGCACCCCGGAGUCCAGCGCGCACAUUCUACGCAUGCGUACCCGUCGUUUUCGGGGACGGGUCUGUGUCGAUGAAGUCAAGAUGGCGGCCCUGGCAAAAGCGCCAAUACAUUCCCUAAAAUAGAAGUCAAACCGCACCUCUACAUCGACAUUUAACGAACCCCGAUGCGGGUUCUCCCGUCCCGUGAAUACCGGAAGCAUGUUCGGGGACACAGAGUGACAGGAAUAAUACCGUAAAAGGAGCCCGCGGCGCGAUGUGCGAGAGCUACGCCCGCUCGCUGCUGCGCGUGUCGGUGGCGCAGAUCUGCGCGGCGCUGGGCUGGGACGCCGUGCAGCUCACCGCCUGCGACCUGCUGGCCGACGUGUUGCACAGAUAUCUGCAGCAGCUGUCCAGGGGCUGCCACCGCUACUCAGAGCUCUAUGGCCGGACGGACCCAGCCCUGGACGACGUGGGCCAGGCCUUCAGGCUGCUGGGGGUCAGCCUGAGUGAGCUGGAGGACUAUGUGAACAACCUGGAGCCUGUGAGCUUCGCCCACCAGACGCCUCUGUUCCCCAUCACCAAGAACAACGUGCUGCAGUUCCCUCAGCCCGGAGCCCGUGAGGCUGAGGAGAGGAAGGAGCACAUCCCAGACUAUCUGCCUCCCCUGGUCUCCCUGCACGAGGAAGAAGAGGAGGAGGAGGUCCUCCCGGACAUGGGCACCUCCGCAGAGGCCAUGCAGGUUCCCCUGGAGGACGACGAAGACGACCUGGAGGACGAGGAGGCGGUCAACGACGAGAACCACCCGCUGAAGCGCCACCUGGACAGCCCCGACGCCGCCAUGGGCAUGAUGCCCACCUCCAAGCGGCCGCGCCUGCACCCGGGCCUCAGCCCCGAGUGGGGGGUUGAGCCCCGCGAGCCCCUCACCUCCCUCAACCCCCAGCGCCUGCCCCCCGGCGUGCUGGCCUCCCACGACAGCCUGGGCUCCCUGUCCCCGGAGACGCCCACCGGCGCCCCGCCCUCCUUCAGGCCGCUGCCCCCCGCGCCCCGCCACGGCGACCACAAGUCCCACUCCACGCCCUCGAGGAAGAGCAAAGGGUCGUCCCCGGGCCGACAAAGGACUAAGUCCCCGAAGGGGGGCAGCUCGGGGGCCCCGGGGGGAGGAGCGCUCUGCUCCCCCAGGUCCUCCAAGGACCGGAAGAAGUCCCCGGGUCGGACCAAGAGCCCCAAGAGCCCGAAGAUCAGCUCCUCCAAAGGACCGCCGCCGCCGCCGCCGCCGCCGCCGCUGCCGCCGCCCGGCAAGACGGACACGCCGCCCAAGCUGCCCCCGCUGGUACUGAGCGAGAGGAUGGGCAAGGAGAACAUCCACACGCACCAGAGCGGCGAGGAGGAGGAGGAGGAGGAGGAGGGCGGGGCGGGCGACGGCGGCUCGGAGGACGCGGAGCCCGACGACCAGGCCAUCGAGGAGUCCAUCGACGCCGUCAUCGCCCAGGCCUGCGCCGAGCACGAGCCCGACCCCUUCGCCUUCUCCUCGGGCUCCGAGUCGGAGAGCAACGGCUUCUCCAGCCCUCGGCGGCUCACCAUCAUGGAGCCCUGCGUCACGCCCAAGCUCAUCCUCGGACCCCCCCCCUCCGGCAAGGACCACUCCACGCCGCCGCACCUGGGCCCCGGGAACUGGACCAUGGACGACUCCAUCAACGAGGUGCUGCGGAAGGUGAACCAGGGUGGGCCGGGGGCGGCGACGGCGGCUCCUAUGCCCCAGCUGAACCCGGACUACCUGUCGUCGGGCUCGCCCUCGCCGCCCACGCCCGAGCCCGCCCUGCUCAAGGCGCUGGAGGAGAGGAUCAAGACGCCUCCGCCGCCACUGUCACUCCCACCGCCGGCCGACGUCAAGAAGAAGCUGAAGAAGGAGCUGAAGACCAAGCUGAAGAGCAAGAAGGAGAAGGACAAGCCAAAGGACAAAGAGCGGGCCAAGCUGAAGGACAAGAGCAAGGACAAGAGCCGGGACAAGGGCAAGGAGCUCGCCAAGGAGGCCAAGCUGGCCCCCUGGAAGGGGGACGUGGAGCCGCUGUUCGGCCACCCGCGGGACUUCGUCCUGAUGCCGGAGGCCCCGCCCGCCAAGAUGAAGUCCAAGGAGGCGGACGGCUCGGGCCGCAAGGACAAGGAGAAGCACAAGGACAAGAAGAAGGACAAGGAGCGCAGCAGCAAGAAGGACAAGGCCAAGAACAAGGACAAGGGCAAGGAGGAGAAGCAGAAACUGUCGGCCCUGGCGCCCUUCGCCCUGGCCGACCUGCAGCCCCUGUUCAGCCCGGCCGGCUGCCUGCGCCUGCCCUCCAUGCUGCCCCCGCUGCCCCCCGUGCUGCAGGAGAAGGAGGCCAAGGGCGGCAAGGAGAAGGAGAAGAAGAAGGACAAGAAGGAGAAGAAGAAGAAGAAGGACAAGGAAAAGGAGCGGGAGAAGGCCAGGGAGAAAGAGCGGGAGAAGGAGGAGAAGAAGAGGGAGAAGGAGCGCGAGAAGGAGAAGCGGGAGAAGGAGAAGGAGAAGGCCAAGGAGAGGAUCCGACUGGAGAAGGUGAAGGUGGACGUUCCGGCCUCCCUGCCUUCCCCGGUCAUCCCCCGGCUGACGCUCAGAGUGGGGGCCGGUCAGGACAAAAUCGUCAUCAGCAAGGUGGUCCCGAGCGCGGAGCCCAAGACGCCAGCCCCCAAGGCCCCCACGCCGAAGGCCCCGCCGCCCAAGGUGGUCCCGCCCCCCCGCCCGCGGUCACCCCCGCCGCCGCCGCUGCCCCCCAUUGUGAUCCCGCCCCUCAUGCUGCCCCCCAUCUCCCUACUGGCCGCCGCCAGCUCCCUGAAGACGCCGGUGCGCAGCGUGGUGACGGAGACCGUCAGCACCUACGUGAUCCGAGACGAGAGCGGGAACCAGAUCUGGAUCUGUCCCGGGUGCAACAAGCCCGACGACGGCAGCCCCAUGAUCGGGUGCGAUGGAUGCAACGACUGGUACCACUGGCCCUGUGUUGGCAUCCUCACCGCCCCCCCAGAGGACCAGCAGUGGUUCUGUGUCAAAUGUACCAGCAAGAAAAAGGACAAAAAACACAAGAAAAGAAAACACAAACUCCAUUGAGACUGCCGAUUUUUUCGCGCACGCGUACGCUUGACACUGAUAUGCGGGGGGGGGGGCUUGCAGCAUGGCUGAUCAACCUGCAGCUCACUUCCUGUGCACCCUGGUAAAAUAAACCAGCCGCUGUUAAUGGACCGCUUGUAUAAGAGAAGAAGAAGAAGAAGAAGAAGAAGAAGAAGAAGAGUGAGCUGAGGCCAGCCAUCGCCCCCCUCCCCUCGUCUCCCAUUCUUUGGUUCUCUUAUGUUUUUACACACUGCCCUCACCUCGUCAGGAUACUAGGAUUCAGUUUGGAGUCGGUGCUGGGCUGCUUGUUGAUGAUAGGAGUCUAAACUUAGCCACGGUUUACUGGAAAAUAACCCAAGAAUGAUCUCCAUGAAGUGCAUUGUUAUGUAUGAUUUUGAUGUGUUUAACGUUACUGCAAAAAACGAAUUGCAGCAAAAUUUCAACUCAACAGUUACCUGCAGUAUCAUGACAUGUCAUGUGUAUAUUUAGAGAAAAUGAUGGCAUUGGUUAUGAGUGAGAAUGUGUGUCUGUGCGUUUGUGUGCGUGUGUGUGCGUGUGUAUAAAGGUGUAAAUACUAACUUCCAUGCAGGGUGGGAUUUGAUCUUCAGAUCCUCACUUGUUAAAUCCAUUUUCAGAUAUUGGUUUUAACCCGAAUGAUUUUCUGUAAUUCCUGUACAUUUUUUAAAUUGAAAGUGUAUUUUUAUUUGUUCUUCCGAGGGUUUGUUGCAGACGUUGACUCCAGCUGUGUUCCAGCUGUGCUUGUAACGUAAUUAAUUUUGCUGAUGUUUCAAUAUUAAAGUUCAACCGUCAACACGUGAAUCUCAUUAUCAUAACAGCAUCCGGUAGAUUUUUCUAUAAACACAUUUUCUGUAUCUUUUUUUUUUAAUUUAUCUUUAGAUCAUACAAAGCACUGUUUCUGAUUUGAUCGCGAGUUUGUAAUGACUGAUUUCUUUGCUUCAUGAAAAUACAUCAGAAAUAUUCCAACAAAGCCAGUGUCAGACCUGAAGUUUUGUUUCCACUACACAACCCCUUUAAAACGCAUAAUAACACGCAGGUUAUUUGUUAACUGUAUUUUUCUAAACCCGAGGGAAAAAUCUGGGCAAGUGGAUUGUAAAUGGAAAAUUGCUCUGUCAGGGAAGAUUCAUAAAUUCAAAUUAUUGCAAUAUAAUCAUAUAGCUUACUCCAUCCUUGAAUUAUUUUUUGUACUAUUGCUUAAAUGUCAACCCGAUUUCUUGAUUUGUUUAUUCAUCCAAUUUUUAUAAUCCUUUUAUGGUUUUAGAUACUGAUCAAAUAAAAUUUUCAUGAAUGGUCUUUUCAUAGUUUCAAGAAGGUAUUUUAUUUUCUAUUUCAGUUACUUGACAAGCAGUCAAGAGUUCUGGGCUAAUUGUCAGACAAACCGAGCCAAUUUAAGAAAUAACUUAAACAUAACUUAAGAGAACCAUUAUGUCUGCUAUAUAUCACAGAAUUGAUCCUCGUCAGUUGCAGUCUAAACUUGGACAUGCAGUACCCCUAACGUCCAUAUGGUGUCAGUGUUCCAGCACGGAGAGGGAGCGGGCCUAAAAGCCUCUUCAACGUUUCUCCAGUCCGCAGACAGCAGUGUUUCAGCCUCAGCCUUGCACCUGUCACCAUUCAGUCAAACGUUUAUUUCCAGGCCAACCUUUGGAGCAGUGUGGGCUGUGGUGAACGUCUGAACGUUUAUGUUGGUUUUCACCCCCACACACCUGUCAUUCGUCAUUGUGAACUUAAAUAGAUAGUAAACCUAGAUGGAAAUUCAG
This is a messenger RNA of Gadus chalcogrammus (walleye pollock), 6073 nucleotides long. It is a transcript of the gene taf3, whose product is annotated as TAF3 RNA polymerase II, TATA box binding protein (TBP)-associated facto. Gene Ontology annotation, molecular function: protein heterodimerization activity. NCBI's taxonomy places the organism in Eukaryota, Metazoa, Chordata, Actinopteri, Gadiformes, Gadidae. Gene Ontology annotation, cellular component: transcription factor TFIID complex. The transcript has 7 exons. The record is from RefSeq and is a predicted model, not a curated record. Bases 1461 to 4298 code for a protein of 945 amino acids.